This is a messenger RNA of Passer montanus (Eurasian tree sparrow), 3023 nucleotides long. It is a transcript of the gene HTR5A, whose product is annotated as 5-hydroxytryptamine receptor 5A. The coding region runs from base 1 to 1071 and encodes 356 amino acids. The transcript is spliced from 2 exons. The record is from RefSeq and is a predicted model, not a curated record. Gene Ontology annotation, cellular component: plasma membrane. Gene Ontology annotation, molecular function: G protein-coupled serotonin receptor activity. Gene Ontology annotation, biological process: adenylate cyclase-activating adrenergic receptor signaling pathway. NCBI's taxonomy places the organism in Eukaryota, Metazoa, Chordata, Aves, Passeriformes, Passeridae.
AUGGAGCGCCCGCUCAACAUCAGCUGCCUCGCCGAUACGACGCCGGACAGCGGGAACAGGAGCGGGUCGUCCGCCGGCCCCGAGGGCGGUCAGGCCCAUCUCUCGGUCUUCAGCGUGUUGGUUCUCACCCUGUUGGCCAUGCUGGUGGUGGCCACGUUCCUCUGGAACGGGCUGGUCCUGGCCACCAUCCUCCGCGUGCGCAGUUUCCACCGGGUGCCCCACAACCUGGUGGCCUCCAUGGCCAUCUCCGACGUGAUGGUGGCAGCCCUCGUCAUGCCCCUCAGCUUGGUGCACGAGUUGUCCGGGCGGCGGUGGCGGCUGGGCAGGUCGCUGUGCCAGGUGUGGAUCUCCUUCGAUGUGCUGUGCUGCACUGCCAGCAUCUGGAAUGUCACGGCCAUCGCCCUCGACCGCUACUGGUCCAUCACUCGCCACCUGGAGUACACGCUGCGCACCCGGCGCCGCAUCUCCAACACCAUGAUCGCUCUCACCUGGGCGCUCUCCGCGUUCAUCUCUCUGGCCCCGCUGCUCUUUGGCUGGGGAGAGACUUACUCAGAGGACAGUGAAGAGUGCCAGGUCAGCCAGGAGCCUUCCUACACCAUCUUCUCCACCUUUGGGGCUUUCUACCUGCCCCUCUGCGUGGUGCUCUUUGUGUACUGGAAGAUCUACAGGGCUGCCAAGUUUCGGAUCGGAUCUCGCAAGAGCAACUCCAUCACCCCCAUUACACCAGAAGCGCUGGAGGUGAAAGAAGCUGCCCAGCAGCCACAGAUAGUCUUCACUGUCCGUCACGCCACUGUUACGUUCCAGACAGAUGGAGACACAUGGAGAGAGCAGAAGGAAAAGAAAGCUGCCCUCAUGGUGGGCAUCCUUAUUGGGGUCUUCGUGCUCUGCUGGAUCCCCUUCUUCAUCACAGAGCUCAUCAACCCACUCUGCUCAUGUGACAUCCCACCCGUUUGGAAGAGCAUUUUUCUAUGGCUGGGCUAUUCAAAUUCCUUUUUUAAUCCACUCAUCUACACUGCUUUCAACAAAAACUACAACAAUGCCUUCAGGAACCUAUUCUUUAGGCAGCAGUGAGCAGAAAAAGCUUUCCUGUUGCCCCAGGAAGCUGAUUUUGAGUGUCAAUGAUUUUGACCAAGUUCCUGAGGAAGUUCAAAGCCACAGAUACUGAGGUGAUGCUAAAAAUGCAUCGCCAUGGGUUGUAUGUCCCAGACAGUCCCAGUCUCUAGGCAGGCUCUUCAUCCCAGCCUCUUAGCUGCUGUUUUUCCUGCAAGUAGCAUGUAAGGGCUUCUCCUGCCAGCAGCCUGGCAUCCUCGCUCCAGUGGCCUGCUGUGUUCCUCCUGCCUCCCCAGUGACUCUGUUUGGUGGCACCAAAGGUGCAGAGGAGUCCACUGGCAAAGAAAUGCUGGUUUGGCCACUGCUGGUGUCUCCCAGCAUUAAUCACCUUUGUCCCAUGUGCAGAGCUGGGACCCUGUAACAUCAGGAGGCUUUGUGAUUACAUGUGAGAGUACAUAUUUUAUGGCUUGGCUGAAAACAUGAUUUGUCUUAUCUUUCGCUGGUAAAGACUGCAAAAUAUUUGGUUUUUUGGGAAAUAAACCCUUGGUAAGGGUUAAACACAGACUACCAGUACCAAGCUUUUUCUCACAUACUUUGGGAAGAACAAAUUGUGUCUGUUUGCUUUUGGAUUCUAUGUAGCAGGGUUUGUUUUUUUAAAGAAAACCCCCAAACUUAUUGUGAAAGCUUAAUGCAUGGUGUACCCUGGAAUGAGAGAGAAUGCAUGGGAAACUCACCUCUCAUUCCCUGAGUGCUACGUGUGAGCAUCUGCCUCAGACCUUUAUGUUCAGAAACACCAGCUGUAAAUGCUAAUCUUCCUGCCUGUUGUUUCCCAUCUUAAAACAUGAAUGUAUUUUGAGCAGCUGUGGGCAGAUUUCCUGUAGUUUCAGGGGAUGGGUGUAUUUUGAGUUGCCUUUCAAUGAGGAGCUGUGUUUUACUAUUUCUGAAUGCAAUCCAGAACUUGAAACCAAAGCAAAAACCCCACUUUGUCUCCAUGAGCACUGGGUUGCAGGCAAAGGACUGUUAAUGACAGGUGAUAUUUCUUUCUGGAAGCAUAAUCAAACCAUGGAGCUUCUCUUCUGCAAAGAACAGGCUUGAAUAUUUAUUUUUUUGCUCACCUGUCCUUCUCUGCCCGCCCCUCUAGGGCUCCAUCUCACAUGGUUUUACAGCUCUGUUGCCUCCCUGCCUUUCCACAUUGCCAACUUAAUUACAGUAGCUGGCAUUUCACUCUUACAAUUAGGGUUACACAUUUUAUACUGGCCUACUGAAGGACUGACAGGUCUGCAGAUAAAGGAAAACAUUAGUUUUAACUUGGUUCUGGGACAGCCACUGAAAUCAGACCACAAUUAAAAUGGUUGAAAAAAAUGCAAGAUGGAGAUCAGAAUGACCUGAUUUCAUGUUAGAUAUCUCAAGAAGAGAUGAAAGAUGUCAAUAAAUGAUGGCAAAGCCCCCUGGGAUUGGGUAGUAUUAAUUUCUAUCUGUAGUAGAUCAUGAGACAUCAGAUGUUAAAAUUGUCACUGGUCCUUUAAACCAGUCAAAAAUUAUGGCAGAGUUGGCAAUAAAAGCCCUUUUCCUUUUGCUGUGUCUCGACAGGUGAAAAUGGAAGCAGAGGUCAAGGUGCUAUUAAAGUGUUGCAGCCCUUUCAGGACCAGUUAGACAAACAUGCAUCAGCACUGACAUGGACACAGCUGAUCCUGCCUUUUGGCAAGAAGAGAAAUAGGAUAGCCUUUGACAUCUUCCUUAACACCAUCUUAGAAAAGUCUGUUAGAAAUAUUGGGUAAAACCCUGCCCUCAUUGAAAGCAAAGGAGAAUUUUUUUUCAGUGAUUUCAAAUGAAUCAGAUUUUUAUGUGGCAUGUCUUGUCUCGUAAAAGCAUAUUUUUAAUGUUAAUUAAUUCUAGGAGAAGAUGGGUGGGAUGGGAGUAAUCUUCUAACUCCCAUGAAAGAGGCUCUGACCUGCCCCCUAAUCAUGGGCCAA